Molecule: messenger RNA, 1263 nt
Organism: Linepithema humile (Argentine ant)
Lineage: Eukaryota; Metazoa; Arthropoda; Insecta; Hymenoptera; Formicidae
Source: RefSeq, a predicted model, not a curated record
GCCCAUAAUUUCAAAUGACUUCACACGAAUAUCCGAUACGAGGUCUAACCAGGUCUGACUAGUCUCCCCCGUUGUAUUUUUGAUCUGAAAAUAACAAGACUUUCCAUACUUUCAAUGACUGUUGAUUCGUCCGAAAGUAACGAGAUAGGCGAGGAUAAUAUGCUACGAGAAAAAGUACAAGCUGAUUCCAUUCCUACAGAAUUAAAUUCUCAGGAUUCUACAAAAGAAGUUUCAGAAAGUAUGGAAACCAAAGAUGAAUGGAUGGACAUACUUGGUAAUGGUCAGUUAAAAAAGAAAGUUAUAAAAGAAGGUGAAGACGGAACAAGACCCAAUAAACGUGAUAUAUGUAAAUUAAAAGUUGUUUGUGAGGUUAAUGGAGAAAUAGUAGAAGAAAAGGAUGAUUUUAUGAUACAGUUAGGAGAUAUGGAAGUGGUUCAGGGAUUAGAUUUAACAAUUUCUUUAAUGGAUAAAGACGAAAUUGCUGAAGUUUAUGUUGAUCCUCGAUUUGGUUAUGGUGAUCAGCCAGAAGAAAAAAUACCACCUAAUUCUGUUCUUAAAUAUAUAGUUGAAUUAAAAGAAAUAAUUUUUGAACCUAUUAUAGAAACACUAAGUGUUAGUGAAAGAUUAAAAAUGAGCAAUGUUAAACGCGACCGUGGAAACUUUUGGUAUAACCGAAAGAAGAUGACUUAUGCAAUACACUGUUAUCGGAGAGCAUUAGAGUAUCUAGUUUCAACAAAUCAGGAUGAUCAGGAAGAUUCUCACAAUGGUAAUACCAUAUUAGAAAGCUGCAUGAAAGUAAAAAAUAAUUUGACAGCUGCUUUGAUGAAGACAGAAGCUUAUGAUGCAGCUUUAGAAAAUGUAGAAGAUGUUUUGAGUCAUCAACCACAAAAUUUGAAAGCUUUAUAUAGAAAAGGACAAAUAUUAAAACAAAAGGGAGAAUACGCAAAAGCCCAUGCAAUUUUUCUUGAAGUACAAAAAUUAGAACCAAGUAUGACAAGCUUACAAUCUGAAUUGGUAUAUUUAGAAGACAAAAUUGCAAAAGAACAAGAAUCUGAAAAGAUGCUGUAUGCUAAAAUGUUGGGUAGAGUUAACAAUAGUAAAUCAAAGAAGAUAAAGGUCGAAAAUAAAUAUAAAAUUGCUAAAGGAAUUCUAUGGACUUUAGUUGGAGGAACAUCUACUGCUCUUGUUGGUAUACUUAUACACAAAUUUGUUUCAUGAAAAAAAAAGAAAAGAAACAUAUGAAGAUCUAAAUCCGUUAACAAA